Dryobates pubescens (Downy woodpecker) is the source of this 1932-nucleotide messenger RNA. It is a transcript of the gene FHL5, whose product is annotated as four and a half LIM domains 5. The coding region runs from base 767 to 1627 and encodes 286 amino acids. The transcript is spliced from 6 exons. The record is from RefSeq and is a predicted model, not a curated record. Gene Ontology annotation, molecular function: transcription coactivator activity. Gene Ontology annotation, cellular component: nucleus; Z disc. Gene Ontology annotation, biological process: positive regulation of transcription by RNA polymerase II. Lineage: Eukaryota; Metazoa; Chordata; Aves; Piciformes; Picidae.
UUCUUAGGGGUUUUUAAUAGAAACGCCUUUUCCCUUUUGAUAACUGUCUGUUCCCUUCUGCAUGGCCUGUGUUUGCCAUUUGUAAACACAGUAUGUCAAACACUGAUUUGAUUCAGUGGUGAGGCAGCCAGCUAUUUGCAUGUCAUGAGGUCUAAGGGAAACAAACUGACCCUCAGCCUUCAUCCAGCCAGUUUCUGACGGGACCCUCAAAUAGCUCUGGCAGCGUCUUGUUUCUUUUGGACUUGAUGAAUGCUUGUUUCUGUGAAGACAUGUAAUUAUUUCUUCCUUUAUUUUACUGCACAAGUUACCAUGAGAAGCAGCUCCAGACCAAAUGUGAGUAUUGAGGCUCUUUUUCAUUAUGCCUUUAUCUGAUAAUGUUUAAAUAUAGCACUAAACAAGCUCCCGAAUUCAACAUUUUGAGCAAGUAAGCAGGAACAUUUUUAUUCAGACACAAAACUGCUUUUGAAUUAGAUGCAGAAUUCUACACGUAUAUCAAAAGGACUUUAUUUUGUGUGCCAGUCUCACAUAUUAGUAGGAUGCAAUCGUUUUUCUUAGUUGGCUCACUCAUUGAUUUAUGGGGAGAUAAUCUGGGGCUUCCUUUGCGAUGAGGAGAGGAUUGAUUUUGCUUGCUCCAAAACACAACCCAGCAAUAGAAGCAUCUGCUGUUUCCUGUGACAUUUCAAUCACCGCCUUUAUCUCCUAGGCAGCUUUUCUAGGUCCUUGCUAUUGCGAGAAAGCUUUCUGGUGUCUCUGCUGCUAAGAUGCCAUGGAGAGCCCCAGCAGAAUGAGCAGCAGUCACGCUGCCUGCCAUUGCUGCCUGCAGUCCCUGUGUGGGAGGAGGUUUGUCUUAAGAGAAGAAAAUGCUUACUGUGUGACCUGCUAUGACAGCCUGUUUGCCAGCUCCUGCGAGGAGUGCAAGCAACCCAUCGAGUGUGAUUCCAAGGAUCUGUCCUACAAAGGCCUCCACUGGCAUGAGAGAUGCUUCAAGUGUGCCAAAUGCAGUCAGUCACUGGUGGAGAAACCCUUUGCUGCCAAGGACGAGGUCUUGCUGUGUACUGAGUGCUACUCUGAUGAGUAUUCAUCCAGGUGCUUCCACUGCCAGAAGACCAUCAUGCCUGGGUCCCGCAAAAUGGACUUUCAGGGAAGCUCCUGGCAUGAAUCCUGCUUCAUUUGUCAGCAUUGCCGGCAGCCGCUGGGGACAAAGCCUCUGAUCACCAAAGACAAGGAGAAUUACUGCCUGCCCUGCUUUGAGAAGCAAUUUGCUCACCAUUGCUACUCUUGCAAAAAGGUCAUAACUUCUGGGGGAGUGACCUACCAUGACCAGCCUUGGCAUAAAGAAUGCUUUGUGUGUGCUGGGUGCCAAACCCAGCUGUGUGUACAAAGGUUUAUUUCCAAGGAUGACUUUCCAUACUGUGUGGACUGCUUCAGCAAAUUGUAUGCCAAGAAGUGUGCUGCUUGCAAGAAACCUAUUACAGCUCUUGGAGGUCCCACAUUCAUCUCCUUUGAAGAGUGGCAGUGGCACAGGGAGUGCUUCCGUUGCAGGAAAUGCUCAGCCCCGCUGGUAGGGCAGGGGUUCCUCAGCCGGCAGGAGGAUGUCCUCUGCCACAAGUGUGGCUCUGCUCCAUAGCUCUGUGCACAGGCACAUUGUUCCUGCUCCACAGCAAUGUGCCUCCUUGCUCUGAAGUGAGACAAGCAUGGAAAAGGUGCAAGAGUUUAGUCAUUCCAGCAGCAGGUUCAUUCUAUCACAGUUCUCAGCUGCUUACACAGAACACUUCAACAGCCUCAUGGCUAAGAAAAUCACACAGAAAAGUAUUGCAGCUAUUUCCAAGCCCACCCAAGCAUGUUUCUCCUUGUAAGACACUGCACUCUGCUGUUAGAAGCUUAAACAUGGAUGCUUCAUCUCCCAAGACCGGCUGUAUGAAGCCUCUACGG